CGCGCCUGCUGAUCCGCGCUCGAGCAGCUGUACGUCUCAAAGGCGCCGCUAGCAUGGCAGCGGCAACUGAGAGCCGACAAUUCACAGCCUUCCGCGGGGGAAGUAGUCACGUUUUCCUGACAUUUUUAACCGCGUUUAUACCGUAAGAGUAAGACUUUUCUUUUUUUUAAUACUAUUGGUAGAAAACACCUUCCGCUACAGCGAGUCGACAUAACGCGCUAACGUCGAAGCUAAGCUAAGCACGGCGGCUGCUAGCUUGGUCGCCCUCCGUGGAAGAAGCGGCUCCGUGGGGGAUGUUGUCCGUGCUGUCGUACGGUAGACUCCUGGCCAGGGCUGUCAUCGGCGGACUCUCUCAGACGGACAGCCGCGACUACAGCCUGGUGACUGCGAGCUGCGGCUUCGGCAAGGACUUCCGUAAAGGCAUUUUGAAGAAAGGAAUGUGCUAUGGAGACGACGCCUGCUUCAUCGCCAGGCACAAAUCUGCCGAUGUUUUAGGUGUGGCAGAUGGAGUAGGAGGUUGGCGAGACUAUGGCGUGGACCCGUCACAGUUUUCAGGGACAUUGAUGAAGACAUGUGAGCGCCUGGUGAAGGAGGGACGCUUUGUUCCCAGCAACCCCGUGGGAGUCCUUACAAGCAGCUAUUAUGAGUUGCUGCAGAACAAAGUGCCGUUGCUGGGCAGUAGCACAGCCUGCAUCGUGGUGUUGGACGGCCACAGUCACCAGCUGCACACGGCCAACUUGGGGGAUUCUGGCUUCCUGGUGGUCCGUGAAGGGGAGGUGGUUCACCGAUCCGACGAGCAGCAGCAUUACUUCAACACACCCUUCCAGUUGUCCAUUGCUCCUCCUGAAGCCGAGGGAGCCGUCCUCAGUGACAGCCCAGACGCCGCUGAUAGCUCCUCCUUUGACGUGCAGCUGGGUGACAUCAUCCUCACCGCCACCGACGGUCUGUUUGACAACAUGCCCGACUACAUGAUCCUGCGGGAGUUGAAGAAACUCAAAAAGGCAAACUACGAGAGCAUCCAGCAGACGGCGAGAAGUAUCGCAGAGCAGGCUCACGACCUUGCCUACGACCCCAACUACAUGUCACCUUUUGCACAGUUUGCCUGUGACAACGGACUGAAUGUUCGAGGAGGGAAGCCCGAUGACAUCACAGUGCUGCUGUCCAUAGUAGCAGAAUACACUGACUAGGGUCUACAUGGACUGAGUAGGAUGAAGUACUGAGGGGAGCAAGACAUUUUGUUCCCAGCAUGCCACAGCUCUACUCUGCUCCAGCUGGCUAGAGAGAAAGUGCUGGAAUGAAAAAAGGCCGUGAAAGCAUUCAGCAGCAGCAGCAGUGUUGUUGACAACACCCGCUGGACAACCUUUCCAAGGCUGCUGGUCGUGAUGGAUGGUCUCGCUGGCUUGGAUGGACGGACAGAGAGGAUGUUUACUUUCACACUUUGACUUUUCCAAAGUGGAAGAAGCUUAAAAAGGAUUCUCUUCAUCCCACGCGUGGAGAAGGGAGUAAGCGUGACACGUGGCGCCUCUAGGGCUAAAAUAAAUGAGCCAAAUGUGGCUCGUCUUUAUUUUUUUAUCAGUUCUUAUUAGCAAACGUACGUUAGUGCAGGGAGAAGAUGUUUUAUAGUUGGAUGUGACUGCGGUUCUGUUCUUCGCUGAGGUUGAAACAUGAUUUCGUGAAGAAGCAGCUGCCUUUUUAUACAUGCUGUUUAGAUAUUGCAUACUGAGGCUCUGACAUAUUCAGUGGUACCUCAGUUCUUGUUGGGAAUCUCCUCCUAGAGGUCUGAUAACAAUUGAACCAAUAUAAAUCCAAUGAUCCACACACCCAAAAAUACAUUUUAUAAAUAAUUAUAGUUUUACAUAUAGAAAACAAAGAUAAAUAUAUAUAUUAUAUAUAUAUAUAUAUUUAAAAUAAUAUAUAUAUUAUAUAAUAUAUAUAUAUAUAUAUAUUUUUUUUUAAUGAUAUAUAUUAGGGCUGCAACUAACGAUUAAUUUGAUAAUCGAUUAAUCUGUCGAUUAUCACUUUCAUUCAUCGAUUAAUAAUCGGAUAAAAGAGACAAACUACAUUUCUAUCCUUUCCAGUAUUUUAUUGAAAAAGAAUAGCAUACUGGCACCAUUCUUAUUUUGAUUGUUUUUUCAGCUGUUUGUACAUGUUGCAGUUUGUAAAUAAAGGUUUAUAAAAAAAGAAAAUUAAAAUAAAUUUUAAAAAAGUAGCCUCUGCGCAUAGCAUAGAUCUAACGAAUCGAUGACUAAAUUAAUCGCCAACUAUUUUUAUAAUCGAUUUUAAUCGAUUAGUUGUUGCAGCCCUAAUAUAUACGUAUAUAUAUAUGUAUGUAUAUACAUAUGUAUGUAUGUGUAUAUAUAUAUGUAGGUAUAUAUAUAUAUACAUAUAUGUAUACAU
Messenger RNA from Entelurus aequoreus (snake pipefish), 2397 nucleotides. It is a transcript of the gene pptc7a, whose product is annotated as protein phosphatase targeting COQ7 a. The record is from RefSeq and is a predicted model, not a curated record. The transcript has 6 exons. Bases 294 to 1187 code for a protein of 297 amino acids. Lineage: Eukaryota; Metazoa; Chordata; Actinopteri; Syngnathiformes; Syngnathidae.